GAACAGGGCUACCUGGCUGAGGAACACCACAACCCGAUCGAUCCGCUCCCCUGAUCGACAAGCAAGGGUGGAUCUCGGGCCGAUCAUUGCCCCCUGUCAAAAUUUACGCAAGGCGAUAGUCAUCAGCCCACCACAUCCUCCGUCCUUAAAACUGAACUGGCCCCUCUUCACACACCCGUCUAACAUAGACGUGAACGACAGAUAUGCGAUUCUCCCCGGUUUUUCUGCUCUCAUGGGCUCUGCAGGCCUCGGCCACCAUUUUGCAGAAUGGUCAGGCUCGAGAAGAUCCCUAUCCUGGACAAGCUCCGAGUAUUUCGCUGGAGGAUGGCUCCUGGAGGAGUUAUGGACCCGAUGCGUCGGAAAUAUCGUAUAAGGGGAGGUGGGAUAGCAAAUAUGUUUCUUGGUGGUCACUUCCGGGUAUCAAGCUUGGGUUUACCGGCGAACAGCUUGCUCUGAGCUUCGGUCCGCAGACGAGUGAAGGAGUCCUGCUGGCAUAUCGAAUCGGCGGCUUGGACUGGGAGUUUUCGAACGUGACUGCGAAUGCGACGUACCAAUUUGCUGGAUCAUCGACCCCGGGAUUGAACUUGUCCAACAACAACACGUUUGAGAUGCGAGUGACGAACUGGGGCUACGGAGUCCAGUUGUCCGGUGUUUCCGUUGCCUCGGAUGCAAAACUAGUCGCAGCCCCUGCAUACAAUAAGACGGUGGAAAUUAUCGGCGAUUCCUUCGCAUCGGGACAAUAUGCCACUUAUGAAGGGCUUUCAUCAUGGGCGUACAACUUUGCUGCCGGAUUAGGGGAUGUCGAAUACUCGAUCACCGCAUAUCCCGGAAUUUGCUUGACGGACGAAGAGUGCUAUGCGGAUAAGGCGCGGGGCAUGACAUAUCAAUGGUUCUACGCCUCCGACGCAGGUGUGCGUGCCAACGCUACCUACGGAGACCAUCCCGAGAAAUGGAACUUUAGCUCGCACCAACCAGCAGAUCUCGUCGUUAUAGACCUGGGGACCAACGACCGCCGGCCCCAAAACAACAUCCCCGGCUCGACCUUCUAUGACAGCUAUGUCGAGCUCGUGAACAGCGUGCAUAAAACAUAUCCAAACGCACAGAUAGUCAUCAUGUCCCUCUGGGGCAACUUCACCCGCUCCGGCGACACCUACAUACAAUCCCCAUUCUACGUCUCCGAGAUCCAGCGCGUCAGCCAGCACUUCCAAGACGACGGAUUCGUGCACUACUUCGGCACCAAGGGCAUCCUUCAACACAACGACAUCGACCCCCAAGAGCAUCCCACCGACGUCGGACACUUGAAAAUCGCCAGCCACCUCAUGCAAUGGACUAAGCUGAAACUCGGCUGGGAAUUUGGAGCCACCGGACCAGAAGUCCAGCACGACACGCUCUACUGGAACAACCAGGACAGCUACCGGUGAAGACCCCCCCCCUCCCCCACCCAGUCCAUACCUACAAAAUCAAACCAACCUACGUAUGUAUCAUACCAAACAAAGCAAAUUUACAUAAA
Molecule: messenger RNA, 1510 nt
Organism: Aspergillus ibericus CBS 121593
Lineage: Eukaryota; Fungi; Ascomycota; Eurotiomycetes; Eurotiales; Aspergillaceae
Product: SGNH/GDSL hydrolase family protein
Exons: 12
Coding region: 204-1421 (405 amino acids)
Molecular function (GO): carboxylic ester hydrolase activity
Source: RefSeq, a predicted model, not a curated record